This is a messenger RNA of Capra hircus (goat), 1164 nucleotides long. It is a transcript of the gene SIAH3, whose product is annotated as siah E3 ubiquitin protein ligase family member 3. Bases 96 to 914 code for a protein of 272 amino acids. Gene Ontology annotation, cellular component: cytoplasm. NCBI's taxonomy places the organism in Eukaryota, Metazoa, Chordata, Mammalia, Artiodactyla, Bovidae. The record is from RefSeq and is a predicted model, not a curated record. The transcript is spliced from 2 exons. Gene Ontology annotation, molecular function: ubiquitin conjugating enzyme binding; ubiquitin protein ligase activity. Gene Ontology annotation, biological process: proteasome-mediated ubiquitin-dependent protein catabolic process; multicellular organism development.
GAGUAUCUCAGAGGCUGCGCGCCUUCCAGAGCCCAAGGACUUAACGGCUUCCUCCGCCACCUUCCUGUGCCAAUCAUCCCCCCAAAAAAGUUGUGAUGCUUUUCUUCACCCAGUGCUUUGGGGCUGUGUUAGAUCUCAUUCACCUCCGCUUUCAGCACAACAAGGCUAAACGAGUGUUCUCCGCCGCCGGGCAACUUGUCUGCGUUGUAAACCCCACGCACAACCUAAAGUAUGUGUCCAGCCGACAUGCCGUCGCUCAGAGCGCCCCGGAGCCCAGCAGCUACCCGCCUCCGCACGCCCCCCCCCACCACUGCCACCACCACUGCCCCCGCCAGCCCCGGCACCGCCUCUGCCACCACGCCCGGCCCCACCACCUGCACCACCAGGAGGCGGGGCCGCCUGCCGCGCGGGUGAUGCCCUGCCUGUGCCCCUUGUUCUCCUGCCAGUGGGAGGGCCACCUGGAGGUGGUGGUGCCCCACCUCCGGCAGAUGCACAGGGUGGACAUCCUCCACGGGGCCGACAUUGUCUUCCUGGCCACGGACAUGCACCUCCCGGCGCCGGCCGACUGGCUCAUCAUCCACUCCUGCUUCGGCCACCACUUCCUGCUGGUGCUCAGGAAACAGGAGAGGCACGCUGGGCACCCCCAGUUCUUCGCCACCAUGAUGCUGAUCGGGACCCCCACCCAGGCCGACAGCUUUACCUAUCGCCUGGAGCUCAACAGAAACCACCGAUGUCUCAGGUGGGAGGCCACGCCCCGGUCUAUCCUGGAGUGCGUGGACUCGGUCAUCACCAACGGGGACUGCCUCGUCAUCGGCACCUCGCUGGCCCAGCACUUCUCCGACAACGGCAGCCUGGCUAUCGGGAUCGCCAUCUCUGCGGCCACGGAGAUCUGCUCCUCAGAGGCUGAGAUGUGAGACAGAGGCCACCGGACACUCGCGUGCGGCCACCCCUCCACUGAGAAGCUCUGCCUGGGUCCUCAGAUCUCCGUGUGCCAGGCCUCGGGCUCCUUUCUAUUCUUCUCCCUCCUCCCCUCCUUCCUUUUUGUUUUUUUGUCUCAGGUACUUUGUGGUAUCUGGUAUCUGUGUGCCACGGGCAUUAUAUUAUGUAAACGUCCUGUGAUGCAAGACCUUGGUGUGACGUUUGUCCUGAUUUGUUGGUGUAGUU